UUUUCUGUAAUUAAUGAAUUUCUUCAUUGCCCUUACAGAACAUUUUUUUGGUUAGUUUUUUUUGUUUUGUUGGGUAAAAAGUGAAUUGCACAAAGAAGAAAGAAUUUGAGAGAAUUAUGUUCUCACAGUUGCAUCACCUAUUUCUGCUUUAUAUAAUUCACUUCAUCUGUUUAUGAAUGACCUUUCCUAAGGGGUAAAGUGGUCCAGGAUUAGUAGCUGAUUACUGCUACUAGAUGAUUUCUUCACCCCUGCACAAUAGAGGAGUGGGGCCACACUGGCAUUGAGUAAUCAACUAUGUAUUGUUGCACUGAGCAUGUGACAUUCUUAUUGAUUAGUGUGUAAAAAAUAGCUACAGCAUCAUAAUCCUCUUGCCCCUCCCCAGCCUGUCUUGAGGGAUAAAACUGUUAAGUGCCAAGCCUUCUAGAAAACUACUACGUCCACCCUUGGAGGAUGUUUCCUCUGCAGUUCCUCAGUUGCUUUUUCAUUGCCCUGACCACAGACAAAAAUGAAGAAAAAAAGAAACCAAAACAGGGCAAGCAUGACAUCUCUGUGUUUAAAAGGGGUGAUCUCCUGGAGGUUCCUCGAACCCUCUUCACCCAUUUUGGGAUCUAUCUGGGGAACAACCGCGUAGCGCACCUCAUUCCUGACAUCUUGCCAGUUAUCUCGGCUGACAAGAGUGCCAUCGCCAAGAUGGUGACCAACAACCGGCUUCUUCUCGGAGUCAUAACAAAGCAGGCCAGUGUCCGUGUGGACUGUGUGGAUGACUUUGCGUAUGGAGCAGAGAUUCUAGUGAACCACAUGGACAAGGUGUGUAGUCGGCUGCCGCUGGAUGGUGAAGAGGUGGCCAGGAGAGCAGAGAAGUUGCUGGGCUCAGUGGAGUACAGUCUGCUGUGGUACAACUGUGAACAUUAUGUCAUGUACUGCAGAUAUGGCACUAGCAUGAGCUUUCAAACCUAUCAGUUCUGCAAAAUCGUCCGGAAGAUUGUGUUCAGCAAGACAAGCUCGUUCCUGACCCUUCUGCUGUGCCUGUUCACUAUAGUUUAUCUGGGCUGUGUGUCUGUUUAUGGCAUCUUACUUACAGCGGUCAUCCCCUUCACCAUAUGGAUGGCAUCAUGAUCCCCCACAGGUCAAGAGAGGGCAAGAUUUAGUGAUAUUAAAGUAAUUUAUUGCAUAACAUUAUUAACUGCAUAUUAUGUGGUCUCAAUCAAUGAGGUACACACUAUGGUUCAUAACUAUUAUAACGGCACUAUUGCUGGUCUAAUCUAAUUGCGAAGGGGAUAAAAUUUUAUGUUUGUUAAGGAUGAUGGAAAGUUCUUGAUUGAACCUUUUUACCAUUAUGUGACUAUUCAUGCAUUAUGUGAAGUCAUUUAUUUUAAUAUUGUACAAUAAUUAAACAUCAAGUGGUCAAUGCUAAAUACAUUUUUUUUGGUUA
Messenger RNA from Pygocentrus nattereri (red-bellied piranha), 1432 nucleotides. It is a transcript of the gene lratb.2, whose product is annotated as lecithin retinol acyltransferase b, tandem duplicate 2. Gene Ontology annotation, molecular function: phosphatidylcholine-retinol O-acyltransferase activity. NCBI's taxonomy places the organism in Eukaryota, Metazoa, Chordata, Actinopteri, Characiformes, Serrasalmidae. The record is from RefSeq and is a predicted model, not a curated record. Bases 451 to 1116 code for a protein of 221 amino acids. The transcript has 2 exons. Gene Ontology annotation, biological process: retinol metabolic process.